CUUCCAUUCCAAAGGCUGUUUGGGAGGGGGGUGGUGGGUUGGUUUGGGGUGUGCGCAACUUAUUAGCCACCCUGGCUCACGUUAGCCACUUUCACCCCAUCCCCACAGCCACAAGCCACAAAAACCACCCCCACCUAAGCGGUGGCCUAGAUCUCAAAAUCAGCCGCACACCCCUCCCCCACCUAAAACAUGUCACCAAACACCACUUUCUCCACCACCACCACCACAUCACCCCCCAACCCCCCCACUCCUUCCACUACUCCUGUUCCCAAACACCCCCCUUUUCUCUCCUCCUCCUCUUCCACCUCCUUACCCCACCUUCUCUUCCUCGCCCUUCUUCCUCGUCCUCCCCACUUUCUAUCCUGCGCCGCCUCCCUUAUCCUUAUCCCUAUCCCCUCCCUCUCUAAUUUCCUCUGCCAACCCUUUUUCUUCUUCUUGCUAACGUGCACCGUGCCCCUCUUAUCCUUCGCCCUCUUUUCCAAGAUCGUUCCUUUUUUGUUUCCAUGGCUUCUCCACCUUCUUCGCCUCCAGAUUCCUCCCCUGUAACCCCUGUGGGCCCGCCUCAGGCUCUUCCUCUUGCUUUACCUGCGCCGCCGCAAGCCCAGCUUCCAGCUCAGCCCCAGCUGCCGCAGGCGCCGCCGUCGACGACGUCCUCCCGGCGGCUUCCCCCUCCGUGUUGGUCCCACGACGAGACCGUGGCUUUGAUCGAUUCGUACCGCGACAAGUGGUACUCCCUCCGGCGAGGAAAUCUGAAGGCGACCCACUGGCAGGAAGUCGCCGACGCCGUGGCCCGACGGUGUCCCGCUGCUACUCCGCCGAAGACCGCCGUUCAGUGCCGGCAUAAGAUGGAGAAGCUCCGGAAACGGUACCGGACCGAGAUCCAGCGUGCCCGAUCCAUGCCCGUCUCUAGAUUCGUCACGUCAUGGGUCCACUUCGUGCGCAUGGAUUCGAUGGAGAAGGGUCCGAAGGCUGCGAAGCCCGAGAAUUCCGAUAGUGCCGGCGAGGACGACGAUCACGACAACGAUGACGAAGAGGACGAUCAGGAAUUGUACGACGAAUUGAAAUAUGGGUCUCACACGAAGAGCAUGAAUAGGUUAUACAGAAACGGAAUUGGGGGUAGUGGUGGGGGUUCGAAUUCUAGUAGUAGUGGGUUUAGGAUCAGAAUCCCAACUGGGGUUAGUAUAGCUCAGCCUGGAAAUAAGAACUAUGUCAAGGUUGAUUCGAAGUUUGGGUUGAACCAGAAUAGCAAUUCUAAUUCCGUGCCUAAUUUUGGGGUGGCUGCGAAAGUUUUGAGAGAUUGCGGUUCGGGAAAACCUGGCGUACUGGGGAAGAGGGAAAAGGACCCAGUAACCGAAAUGGUGAAUGCUAUUAAGGUUUUGGGAGAUGGUUUUGUGAGGAUGGAGCAGAUGAAGAUGGAGAUGGCGAGAGAGAUCGAAACAAUGAGGAUGGAUAUGGAGAUGAAACGGACAGAAAUGAUAUUGGAGUCGCAGCAGAGGAUUGUGGAAGCUUUUGCCAAAGCAGUCUCGGAGAAGAAGAAGAAGACAAAGAGAAUGCCAUCGCCGGAGUCUUAGAUAAUAAUUGCCAUUGAAGAUUAGAUAGGCCUCUUUUAUUUUAUUCAUUCCCAAAUGGGUUUUUCUUAUUUUGUUGUGUUUUAUUUGGCACAACUGAGAAUUCCCCAAAAGGCUGUUGGAUGUAAAGCUUAUGGGUUUGGUCCUUUUUUUAUGUCUUCUGUAAUCUGAGUUUUAGCGGUUCUAAUGUCAUGAUUAGUACUGUGCUUUUGUUCCACUGUUUCUACUAUCGAACAAUGGUGUAGUUGAUCAGUUUAAUUUCUGUUUUUGGUAUGAAUGUAGAAUGUAGAUUAAUCUGAACUUAGAAGUUCUAAUUUCCUGUUUA
Ziziphus jujuba (common jujube) is the source of this 1893-nucleotide messenger RNA. RefSeq names its product protein FIP2. NCBI's taxonomy places the organism in Eukaryota, Viridiplantae, Streptophyta, Magnoliopsida, Rosales, Rhamnaceae. Gene Ontology annotation, cellular component: nucleus. Bases 504 to 1571 code for a protein of 355 amino acids. The transcript has a single exon. Gene Ontology annotation, molecular function: transcription cis-regulatory region binding. The record is from RefSeq and is a predicted model, not a curated record.